Messenger RNA from Manis javanica (Malayan pangolin), 965 nucleotides. The record is from RefSeq and is a predicted model, not a curated record. NCBI's taxonomy places the organism in Eukaryota, Metazoa, Chordata, Mammalia, Pholidota, Manidae.
CCCAGUCCCGCCCCAUUUUUCCGGCGCCAUUGCCUCUGGCCCGCCAUUCCCCGCGCCUUCCGGCACCCCACUACCCCUCCCGGCCGGCGGUGCGGCGGAAGCCGUCGACAUACCCCAUGGCGGCCGCCCGCGGCGGGCCGGUGGAGCUGGGCUUCGCGGAGGCGGCGCCCGCGUGGCGGCUGCGCAGCGAGCAGUUCCCCAGCAAGGUGGGCGGGCGGCCGGCGUGGCUGGGCGCAGCCGGGUUGCCGGGGCCCAAGGAGUUGGCCUGCGCGCUGUGCGGCCGCCCGCUGGCCUUCCUGCUGCAGCUGUACGCGCCGGUGCCCAGCCGCGCCGACGCCUUCCACCGCGGCCUCUUCGUCUUCUGCUGUCGGGCGCCGCCGUGCUGCGCCGGUCUGCGCGUUUUUAGAAAUCAGCUACCCAGGAAAAAUGACUUUUACUCCUAUGAGCCACCUUCUGAGGAUCCUCCCCCAGCGACAGAAUCUGUGUGCCUACAGCUCAAGUCUGGCGCUCACCUUUGCCGAGUUUGUGGCUGUUUAGGUCCCAAAACAUGUUCCAGGUGUCACAAGGCACAUUACUGCAGUAGGGAGCAUCAGAUUCUAGACUGGAGAUUGGGACAUAAGCAGGCUUGUACAGAAUCUGGUGAGUCAAUUCUUAUUCUCAGAUAUGGCAGAGGGAUUGCACCCAUCUGGAUCUCUGGUGAAAAUGUCCCUCAAGAAAAGGAUAUUCCAGAUUGCCCCUGUGGUGCCAAAAGAAUAUUUGAAUUCCAGGUGAUGCCUCAGCUGCUCGGCUAUCUGAAGGCUGACACACUGGGGAGGAGUGUCGACUGGGGUGUCCUGGCCAUCUUCACCUGUGCUGAAAGCUGUGGGCUGGGCACAGGCUACACGGAGGAGUUUGUUUGGAAGCAGGAUGUAGCAGACACACCCUGACGAUGCCAUGGGAAAGCCUUACAAAUGCUCAUGAUCCCU